CGGGGCGCAAGACGAGCCAGGACACGAUACUCUUUCCAUCUCUUUCACAUCCCUUAACAGAGGAAUUACCGGCGAUUUGAGAGGAACUGCUUGAGUCGGUGCCGAAAAUGAAAGUCGGCUUCAUUCUUCUUCCUCUGGCGUGCGCUUUAGUCCUGAAAAGCUCACUGGACACUGCUGGAAGUCUGACUGUGGAUGCAUGUAGACUCGGAUUCACCCAGAACUUCUACACUGUGUUUAUCUCAUGGGAGCAGCUGCAGGGUCACACCAUUGUCAAAGGCACUGUGCUGUCAUCAGGUCAAGUAAAAUUCGAAGCUUGUCAGCUGAAAGAAAGGAUCACCUUCCAGAGCAGCAACCCCAAAUUCAGCGUGCGUCCGGACGGAUCUCUGUACGCAGAGCAGGAUGUGAAGGACCCGCCCGAGCCGAUCCGGUUCACGGUGACUGCUCGAGGGAGUAAAGACACGCGGAUGUGGACGACGAUUGUUAAACUGGUCAUCACUAGACACCAACACCAUCCCCUCAUAAACCGGUUUGUUGACAAGGUCAGUUCCCAUCACAACCACUACCACAAUCUCAGUCAACACCAGAGAGGAUUUUCCACCAAUGGGCUGCACUGGCAAACACGAGACCGGAUCAUUCCACCUAUCAGAGCAUCUGCAAACUCCAGGAGAGCCUUUCCAUGGUUUCUUGCUAGGGGGAGUGCUGGAGGUCCGACUGAGGAUCCAUGCAGACCCGGAUUCUCCCAGAACUUCUACACCGUCUUUAUCCCAAGGGAGCAGCUGCAGGGCCAGAGCAUUGUCAAAGGUACCCUGCUGUCGUCUGCUCAUGUGAAAUUCGAGGCUUGUCAUAUAAACGAGAGGAUCACCCUCGAGAGCAGCGACCCCAAAUUCAGCGUCCGUCCCGACGGAUCUCUGUACGCAGAGCAGGAUGUGAUGAACCUGUCCGAGCCGAUCCAGUUCAUGGUGACGGCUCAGGGGAGUAAAGACACGCAGAUCUGGGAGACGACCGUUAAACUGGCCAUCGCCGGACAUCCACUUCCUGUCCUCAUAAACCAGAUUGGUGAUGAAACUGGUUACCACUCAAGAUCCCACCACAGUCACUACUCCAAUCCCAGAGUCAUCAUGUUUCCACGUCGACACCAACGAGGCUCCUCCACCAAUGGGCUGCGGCGUCAGAAGAGAGACUGGGUCAUUCCUCCCAUCAAUGUGCCUGAGAACUCUCGAGGACCAUUCCCACAAAUGCUCGUCAGGAUCCGCUCAGACCAGGACAAAGAGAUUGAAAUCCGGUACAGCAUAACGGGGGCUGGAGCUGAUCAGCCGCCCAGUGAUGUCUACAUCAUCGACCCCAUCACUGGGAAAAUGUCUGUCACCAAGCCAUUGGACAGAGAAGACCGAGCCUCCUACCACCUGAGAGCUCAUGCAGUGGACGUCAAUGGAAAUCAGAUGGAACCUCCGAUCGAUCUGUACAUCUACGUCAUCGAUAUGAACGACAACAGACCCGAGUUUCAGAACCAGGUCUAUAAUGGAUCUGUCCCUGAGGUCUCCAAACCAGGCACGUCGGUGAUGCGUGUUACUGCGAUCGAUGCUGACGACAGCACGAUGCCCAACGGCCUAGUGCACUACAGGAUCCUGAACCAGAGUCCACACAUCCCCAUUCCCAACAUGUUCACCAUCAACGGAGCUACCGGCGAGAUCAGCACCAUCGCAGCAGGCCUAGACAGAGAGAAAGUGUCUCAGUACACACUGAUCGUUCAGGCCACAGACAUGGAGGGAAGCCUGAACUUUGGCCUCUCCAACACAGCGACCGCUCUCAUCACCGUCACCGACAUCAACGACAACCCGCCUGAGCUCGACGCCAAAACGUUCCUGGGCGAGGUGCCGGAGAAUGCAGUGGGUGUAAUCGUGGCCAAUCUGACCGUGCGUGACAGAGACCAGCCUCACACGCCCAACUGGAAUGCUGUUUACAGGAUAGUGGGCGGAGACUCCAUGGGCCACUUCACCAUCCACACUGACGAGGUCACCAAUGAUGGCAGAGUCACAGUGGUCAAGCCAGUGGACUAUGAGAGGAAUGGCGCCUUCAUGUUGACCGUGGUGGUGUCCAAUCAAGUGCAUCUGGCUAGUGGCAUCCCGUCAUCUCUCUCGUCCACGGCGGGCGUCACCAUCUCCGUGCUGGAUGUGAACGAGGCUCCCGUCUUCCCCUCCAACCCCAAAGUAAUCCGCUUUGAAGAGGGAGUACCUGCUGAUACCACGCUCACCAUAUUCGCUGCUCAGGAUCCAGACCGCUUUAUUCAACAGUCUGUCAGGUAUUCUAAGCUGUCCGAUCCUGGAAACUGGCUCAGAAUCAACAGGACGAACGGCCAGAUCAUGACGACAGCCAUACUGGACCGGGAAUCACCUUACGUGAAAAAUAACGUGUAUGAAGCGAGUUUUCUGGCUGUAGAUAAUGGAUCUCCUCCUGCGACAGGAACAGGCACUCUGCAGAUCUAUCUGAUAGAUGUAAAUGAUAAUGUACCAGUGCUGGUGCCCAGGGAGGCCCAGUUGUGUGAGAGGUCACGACCUAGCUCCAGGAUCAACAUCACGGCAUCGGAUGCUGAUGCUGAGCCCAAUGCCGGGCCAUACGUCUUCGAGCUGCCCUCGUUCCCUCCCUCUGUUCGCCGCAACUGGACCAUCUCACGUCUGAAUGGUGAAUAUGCUCAGCUCAGGCUGAGGAUUUCGUACCUGGAGGCAGGUGUGUACCGUGUGCCCAUCCUGGUCUCAGACUCGGGCAACCCUCCCCUAACAAACCGCUCCAUCAUCAGGGUGAAGGUGUGUCCCUGUGAUGAGCAUGGAGAUUGUACUUCGCUUGGAGCUGUGGCAUCUGCAAGUCUGGGCACAGGCGCCAUCAUCGCCAUCCUUAUCUGUAUCAUAAUCCUGCUCAGCAUGGUGCUGUUUUUUGUGGUGUGGAUGAAACGCAGAGAGAAGGAGCGACAGGCCAAACCUCUUCUUAUUGACCCAGAGGAUGACGUUAGGGACAACAUCUUAAAAUAUGAUGAGGAGGGAGGCGGAGAGGAGGACCAGGACUAUGACCUGAGCCAGCUGCAGCAGCCUGAGACUCUUGAGCACAUCAUGAGCAAACCAGGGGGAGUGAGGAGAGUAGACGAGAGGCCGGUCAUCCCGGAGUCCCAGUACCCAAUAAGACCCAGCAUACCUCAUCCUGAAGACAUUGGAGAGUUCAUCACUGAUGGCCUUCGAGCAGCGGAUAAUGACCCGACGGCUCCACCAUACGACUCUCUGCUCGUGUUUGAUUAUGAGGGCAGCGGCUCGACAGCCGGCUCAGUCAGCUCGCUCGACUCGUCCAGUUCAGAAGAGCAAGACUAUGACUACCUCAACGACUGGGGGCCGCGCUUUAAAAAACUGGCCGACCUCUAUGGCGGCGGGGACGACUGAGGGUGGAGCUCCGGGGAUGAGAGAGGGGCCAAGGGGAGGAGCCCGCAGGAGCAAGUCAGCAUCUCGGUUCGUUUCACAGAAGAGCCAUAGGAGCCUGAGCAUUCCUGCACAAGACACUGUAAAACGGCGGGAGUUUAAAAGAAAGAAGGGACCAUUGCUGCUUUCCGCGAGUGUGUUUCUCUCUGUUGUUUUUUCUUUUUAUUCCUCUGCGCUGGCAAGUUUUUCGUUGUGAAUUUUGCUUUGGCUGUCAGGAGAGUUGCGACAGCCCUGGUACGAGAGUCAAUGUACUUCAUGAGCUCUGAGACAGAAAACAAGGUCUGUGCUCUUUUUCCGUCUGUGUCAUUUCAGCUCUUAAGAGAGCAGGACGAAUUUAUCCACUCUCUCAACUUGAAUUUUAUUUGAUAAGCACUGUCAUUGCUCAAGUGCCUUUUCGUGGUGUUUUUUGUACCAGAGACUCCUCAGGGUCAGCUGCUGUUUUAAGCCCAUUCAUUGCAGCGGUACGCUCCCUCAUUCCCUUGGUCCCUCACCUCCAUGUUUACUUGUCCUCUAUUAACGGUGCAGGAAAAAUAAACUUGACCAUGGAGAUGAAAGACAAUUUCCUGUGUUAGGAAAUGUGCUAAAAAAAAAAAAAAAAAAGGAAAAUACGAAAAGGGGCACAUCUAAUUUUUUGGGAACUGCCAUAUAGGACUUUGGUGACCCCGUUUAGAAGUAUGAAAUUGUGGUCGAAAUUACAAGACCAAACCAUUUACCAAGCAACAGCUAAAGGUGACACGUUUUGUGAACGUUUCUUUUUCAAUGAACCAAAAACAAAAACUGAAGAAGAAAAAAAAAGAGAGACAAAAAAUAAUGUAGAAUGCCUUUUUGCUCAGACACUUGCCUGCCUUGUUUUUUGCGCUGCUUUCUAAUUCGUCUCAGUCCUAGCAGGCGAGCAGUCCGACUGAGACUGCCAGCCAAAGUGGCGUCUGUGCUUAAAGGACUGCAUCACGGGAGGAGCGUUUUAUUCGUCUUGAACAUUCCCCUUGUCGAGGUUUAUCGGUUGAUGGAACUUGUACAUGCAUGAUUUCUCUCAAGAGCGGCGUCUCUAAAUCAGCCGCACAUGUUCCUUGUGGUCAGAAUGUGAAAAGUAGUUGGCAAAGAACAUACGAUAUACAGAACAAGUAUAACCUGUAUAGUUAAAAAAAAAAAAAUGACUUGAAGAAAUGCUGUAAAUACAUAUUUUUUGGAAGUAUUACCCAAACAUUUGCUGCUCUCGAGGCCCUUGCGGGGCUAAAUGAGAAUUUCUUUUUUGCCCUAGUGGUUUGUCAUUGUGUGUGUGUGUGCGGGUGCAGCUUCAUGUUUGCGGUUUUGCUCUUCUGCAGUGUUUUUCAUAUGUUACUUUAUUAGUUGAAAUUUUUAGUUCUUUUGUUCUUUCUAUAUGAGCAGCGUUUCCGAUCACACCUGCUUCUAAUGUUGUGUGCUUGAGUUACUUGCUCAUUCACCUAAACCAUUACUGGAUUUGUGCUUUAGGAAAUAAAGACGUCUUUUAUUUAAAAAGAAAAAAAAAAAAAGGGGUGUGGCCUAGUGUUGUACUAUAAAAAUAAUGACCUUCCUUCCAAUGUCUUUGCCAUUGUUUAAGGCUGACCUGAACAACCAGAGUUUUUAGUGGUGACCAAUAGAAAUAUAUCACGAUUAAGCGACAUUCUUUCAGACGUAUUUAGAUUUAAAGUCGAUCUUCAGAGCGUAAUAUUCAAAAUAUUAAAAUUACCUGUGUGUAGUUCACACUUCCAGAGUUCCAGCUGUUUCUUGGGAUGGUUUCAAUAGCAUCCAGACCACUGCCACUAACCAUGAGCAUUUUCCUUUAAGCCUAAAAAAAAUUGGAGACAGUAAAUGUGUACUGAAUAAAGCCAAUUGUUCUUUUUAUUAUUAUGGAACAGAAAGCUCAAGCAAGCACUGAAAAACAUUAAUAAGAGUCUUGUACAUUGCUAAAUGGUCCGUGUACCGGUUGGUCUUUCAGUUUUUUUUUAUUUCAAAAGGAGAUUUUAAACCAUGAACAACGAGAGUCUUUUCAAUCAUCUCCUAAUAAUCGAAAACAAACAACAGAAACACACGACAUUUUUUUUCGUUUCAUCUUUUCUGCAGGAAAAACAAAAAGAAAGUGGCACAAAACAAAACAGGCAAAUGUUUGAAUCAUUCAGUGCAUUAUGUAUAUACACACAAAAAAAGGAUGCCAGAAGCUGACCCUACAUACACACAGCCCUUUUACUCAGGCACCAGUUAGACACACUACUAUAGCUUAGACCAAGAUAACAAUGGCCUAGUAACGUUACUCUAAUAUUAUAUUAAAUAUGGCACAUGUGGUCCGUCACCUUGAUUAAUAUUAGAGUACAUUGGCCAAGAAUAUGUUGAAACACUGGGGUUUUCCACGAGAAAUAGAAGAUUUUCUGCAGAGCACGGCUCGAGUCCUCUCUCUCUCUCUCUCUCUCUCUCUCUCUCACCAAGUCACUUUUGGAGCUUGAGGUUGCAAAGCUUUCUGAGGUAAGGUGUUAGAAUUCCUCUCUAGUCUCAUCAUCAUCUCACCGUUAUACUGUUUCAUAAUUACAGUAAAACCCAACUUGGUGUGAAUGAACAGUUACGUCGAUUUCUUGUCCGUUGCCAUAACAGAGGCACAUCUGGUGAGUCACCUGCAGCCAUACAGCUGGCAUAUUCUAGCAGUAUGUGAAAUGUAGAUGCAACGUUAGACAAAUUUAGAUUAAAUAAUUAAUCAGUGAGACUAGAGAGGAAUUCUAACAUCUCACCGCAGAAAUCUUUGCAACCUCAAGCUCCAAAAGUGAGUUGGAGUGAGUGAGGUCUCAGGCCUCAAUCAGCAAAAUCUUAUAUUUCUUAAAUCUUACAUUCUUGUGGAAAUGUUUCCCCAUGUUCUUGGACCAUGUACUGUGAUAUUAAAGCAGACGACAAACCAUUUUCUAAAAUUAUACUAGAGUAACGUUACAAGGCCAAUGUCAACUGAUCUCCGGCUAUUUUAGUGUCUAAAUGAAGCCAGGUUCCUGUGCAAGAGGGCUGUGUGUACGUGGGUGUCAUGGCACUCCUGGUACCGUUUUUUCGUGUAAAAUACAUAACACAUUGAAAGAUUCUCUGAUCUGUUUUCUUGUGAUUUUCUUUUCUCCGUGUAACAAAGAAGAAACAGUAAAAACUGGCACAUUUUCUGUUGUUUUGUUUUUGAUGAUUAAUAGAUGACUGAAAUACCUCUUUUUAAUUUUUCAAAUGAAAAAUGAAACGACCGAACGGUACACAGUCUGCCAAUAUACUGCUGUAUUAAUAGUGCUAGCUGUCGCAUUAGUCGCUACAAAUUUGGUUUAGUUUAACAAUACGGCAUUCAUCCUCAUUAUCUAGUUAUAAAUAGCAUGCUCUAUGUUUUUCACAGCGAACUAGAAGUUGCAGCACAAGACUCAUCAGUCCGACAAAAAUAUUUUUUAGAUUGUUCGCCAACAGUUAAUUGUUCCGACAACUUGAUAUAAAUUUGUAAUGCAAAAUCAAGGUCAUGAAAUUUUACUUUCAAUGCUUUCAAUAAUUCCAUGUCCCCACCGUUUAAAUUAUAAUCAUGUAUCUCCUUCAAUUCAAGUAAAAGAAGCUCAUAAUUUAUUCAUAUAAAGAUUUUGUUAAGGUAAGUACAGUCUUCAGGGUCAUGGACAUACAGGCGUAAUACAAUUAAUAAGUGAAUGUUUGUGGGUGUAAUUCACCCCAAUUGCCAUUGUGUAGUUUUAUUUAGCAUAUUUACAGCAAAAAUGUGAAUUUGUGUGCGACAAAUGCAUUGAUGUGACAUCAAACUAUCAGACAGUUGAACUGGACUUAAUAAUAAGUGAGCAAAUAGACUUAAGUUCAAAAUCAGAGUUGGGAAACUCCAAUCUCUGUUGUCCUUUGUUGCUAAAUUGCUACACAUGCACUCGAUUUGAAGCCAGCAGGCUCUCAGACAGCUUUGAUGCUAAUUCAUAAAUUCUCCAUUGUUGAGUAUUGAGGAGAACAGAUGGAUCUGUUAUAAGAGGCUUCAAAAUGGUGACAUUGCUGAUGGGUUUUUUUUUCAGGGAUGUUCUACUGUUUCCCUGCUCUAUUUGUCUUUGGGGCAGCAGGGACGCCAAGGCACACUACCAAAGGUGGGAUGGCCACAGUAGACAGAUUUCCCUGUAGGGAGGAACAAUGUCAAAUGGGAGCCAUUGGAAGGUGAUGAUGCACCACUGCACUGCAAAUUGGGCCUUAUGAAACAAUUUGUCACAGCUCUAGUAAAAGAGUCUGCAGCCUUCAAGUACCUUCAGGACUUCUAUCCUAAGUUGUCUGAGCCAAAAGUCAAAGCCAGUAUCUCUGUUGGACCGCAAAUAAAGAUCAUGUAGUGCAAAGAAUUUCCAAAAAACUCAGUAGGAAAGAGAAAGCAGCUUUGAACAGAUUUGUCGCAGGGGCCUAUGGCUUCCUGGGCCAUAACAAAGAAGAAAACUAUAUGGAGCUGAUUGAGAUUCUGGUGAAGAACUAGAGCACAGUGGACUUCAGGACAUCACUCAAAGUCCAUAGGAGAAAAUGGGAAUGUAUUCAUUUGAGCCGAAUGAGCUCUUCUACCAGGAUACAGUGGACUUUAAACGCUGCUAAAAGGACAUGAGGAAAGACUACGUUUGAGAACUGCUUUGUUAAAAUGAUCGAAAGUAUAAACGUAAACGUACUAACUUCAAAAUCUUUUGUGCUCAUUUUUGUAAAACUUAGUAUAAGCACAAGGUCAUGUUAAUUAAUAUGUUGAUUUUCUGACUUUAUGUGAAUGAAAAGAUGCCAGUUAGCCCAUUGUUUUUAUGAAACUACAAAUGUUCUGGCCACAAAGGCAAAGUUUCGGGAAGUUAAUAUUUGAUUUUUAUACUUUUGAGGCAUACGUUAUUAGAAAACAACACUUAUUACCCUGGAACAAAAAUUGUGUUACACCGUUACAGCUGAGUGUCUUGA
Hemibagrus wyckioides is the source of this 8375-nucleotide messenger RNA. RefSeq names its product cadherin 4, type 1, R-cadherin (retinal) (gene cdh4). Gene Ontology annotation, molecular function: cadherin binding; calcium ion binding. The coding region runs from base 108 to 3422 and encodes 1104 amino acids. Gene Ontology annotation, cellular component: catenin complex; adherens junction; plasma membrane. Gene Ontology annotation, biological process: multicellular organism development; cell morphogenesis; cell-cell junction assembly. The record is from RefSeq and is a predicted model, not a curated record. NCBI's taxonomy places the organism in Eukaryota, Metazoa, Chordata, Actinopteri, Siluriformes, Bagridae. The transcript is spliced from 21 exons.